Nomia melanderi (Alkali bee) is the source of this 746-nucleotide messenger RNA. RefSeq lists its product as uncharacterized. Gene Ontology annotation, molecular function: structural constituent of chitin-based larval cuticle. The record is from RefSeq and is a predicted model, not a curated record. Gene Ontology annotation, cellular component: chitin-based extracellular matrix. Gene Ontology annotation, biological process: chitin-based cuticle development. Lineage: Eukaryota; Metazoa; Arthropoda; Insecta; Hymenoptera; Halictidae.
AUGUGUCGAUCCGGCCAACACAACGGUGAAAGAUCGCCAGUGAAAGACGUUCCUCUUUGCAACGUUCACGUUUCGGCUCCGUACCUUUCUUAGUCGCCGCGAAAUUCAACGAGGGAGAUGUUGCUCUAUCUGACCACGCUACUAUUAGUAGCUACUACAACAGUCUACUCGAAACCAGCUCCGGAACCACCCGUGAGUUCGUACUUCCCUCCACCAAGCGGGGCUGGUUUGCCGAGCGGAUCCGGUAGUUACGGGCCACCUUCGCUUCCACCCAGUUAUGGGCCACCUCAACAGCAACCAGUCGUUCACAAGCACGUUUACGUCCACGUACCACCGCCGGAAGCUCCAGAAUAUAAACCACCAAAAUACAUACCACCCGUGUCGCCACCACAGAAACAUUACAAGAUCGUAUUCAUAAAGGCACCAACACCACCGACGCCAACUGCCCCAGCUUUGCCGCCAUUGCCGCCUCAAGACGAAGAGAAGACCUUGAUCUACGUGCUGGUUAAGAAACCGGAAGAGGCGCCGGAAGUGGUGUUGCCGACGCAAGCACCAACGCAACCUAGCAAGCCCGAAGUCUAUUUCAUCAGAUACAAAACUCAGAAAGAACAACAGAGUGCUGAAUAUGGGCCACCCCAACAAUCACCACCCUCUGACAACUACGGUGCACCACCAUCGAGCUCUGGCGGUCCCUAUUGAAGAGCUUUACCUCGUCGAAACAUGUUUCCUUCGAACGAAAUACUCAG